AUGUCAACAUCUCCAGUCAAAAAAACCAAAUUAGACGUUUUGCCACAAUGUCCAUAUGGUAGCAAAUGUUAUCGUAAAAAUCCAGCUCAUUUCAAUGAAUAUUCACAUUCCGAUAAUGUAUCUAUUUCAGUUACUCCGAAAGUAGUUACAACUGAUACUAGUAAAACAUUACCAGUAUGUCCAUUUGGUGCUACAUGUUAUCGAAAAAAUCUAUUACAUUUUGCGGAAUACAGUCAUCCAUUUGAUUUACUCAAUCCUGAUGUUGAUAGUAGUGAUGAAGAAGAAACUAAUCAAUCAAAUAAAAAGAAUGAAAUAAUCAAUGAUGAUAAAAAACGAAAAAGAGAAAGUGAAAAAGAUGAUGAUGAUGAUGGAGAUAAAACAGAAGAAUAUGAUUCAGAUGAUGAAAGUGUAUAUGAUGUAAAAUUGGAGAAAACUUUUUCAAAAAUGACUGAUGAUGAAAAACGUUUAAUGAUUGAACGAGCAUUUGAAUUGAAAGAAAAAUUACAAGAAAAAUUAAAAAAAACUCGUGAAGAAACUGAACAACGAAAAAAAGAAAUUGAACAACUUCAAACAAAAAUUAGUGAAGGUAUAUUAUUAAUGGAAGGUGAAGAAGAAAUUCUUAAAGGUACUAAAGUUAAAUAUUUCGAACUUUUUCCCGAACGAAAUUACAAACAAGGUUCAGCUGCUGAAUUACAUUUUCGUCUAGCUGAAUCUCAAUUUUAUCGUUUAUUAAGUGGAUAUGCAACAGCAAAAGUAAAAAAAGUUGAAUAUGUUUGUAAUCCAAUUUUAAUCAACAAAUUCAAUCAAGCACGAGAAGAACUAAAGAAAAAACGUGGUGAAGAAUAUUCUUAUCCUGUAUUAGCUUUUCAUGGUACAGCUAUUACUAAUAUUCAACCAAUAUGUGAAAAGGGUUUUAAAGUACCUGGUCAAGAAGGAUUUCAGCAUGCAACUGAUACUGGCUUUUAUGGACGAGGAGCAUAUUUUAGUGUAUAUCAUUGUACACAACUAAUAAUGGGCUCUGAUCUUAAAGAAGGUUAUGAUUCACAUUGUUCACCUACUAAACAAGAGCUUAUUAUUUUUCGUAGCGAUUAUAUUCUUCCUCAAUAUAUUGUUCAUUAUACAUUAGAUGCUGGAGAGUUUAAAUAUGCAGCUAGUGGUGCUACAAAAGAAGCUAUAAAGAAAAAAUUAGCUAAAAUCGGAAAAUUAUAUAAAAAAGCAGUAGCAACUAAAGACAAAAAAAUAUUUACUGGUCAUAAGUUUGCAUUCAUUGGUCAAAUGGUUGAUACACCAUUAGCUAUCGAAGCACUUGUUAAACGAUUCGGUGGAUAUGUUUGCAAAAAUACUGUUCCAUUUGGUGGAACAUUAAUGACAACUGGUUUAUUUGUCAAUGGAUAUCCUGCAACUGUUCCAUUUGAUGCACCUAAUGUAAUUAUUUGUUCAAUAGCUGAAUAUGAAGCAGCAACUUCAUCAACUGAAUUACAAGCUUAUAAAAAUAUGAAUUAUUACAAGUUUUAUCGUGAAGAUUUUUUAUAUGAUUCAAUUAUUGAAGGCACAUUAAAAACAUUAGAAGAUUAUGUACAUGAUUGA
Molecule: messenger RNA, 1587 nt
Organism: Rotaria sp. Silwood1
Lineage: Eukaryota; Metazoa; Rotifera; Eurotatoria; Philodinida; Philodinidae
Source: the annotation of a GenBank genome assembly